This is a messenger RNA of Ricinus communis (castor bean), 1597 nucleotides long. Its product is annotated as mitochondrial fission protein ELM1. The transcript has 11 exons. The coding region runs from base 81 to 1334 and encodes 417 amino acids. Gene Ontology annotation, cellular component: mitochondrial outer membrane. Gene Ontology annotation, biological process: mitochondrial fission. The record is from RefSeq and is a predicted model, not a curated record. Lineage: Eukaryota; Viridiplantae; Streptophyta; Magnoliopsida; Malpighiales; Euphorbiaceae.
CCGGGCCAGCCAAUGCACCAGUCCGGCCCAUCAUUCUCCUCUAUCCAGUCGCCGUUGCCAUUUUCAGUAGCCCCCAUAGAAUGAGGCCAAUCAGACUACCUCACCGACCAGCCGGAGGAUUUUCCGGCAAUCAGUCCGAGACUUUCGAAGGUGCAAUAUCUGGGGUGAUAAGACGAGCAGUUGUCAUCGGAAAUGGAUUCGCCGGAGCAGAGAAUCAGUGCCUUGGUUUGGUUCGCGCUCUCGGCCUCUUCUCUCGCCAUUCUCUAUACAGGAUUACUAGGCCAAGAGGAGGUUUUAGUAGGUGGUUAAAUUGGCUUCCAGUUUCCACUCAUAAAAAAGUGGACUCUUUACUGAGGAGCAGUGGUGAUUAUUUGAGAUAUCGAGUGAACUUUAAUGGCAAAAAGGAGGUGCCUUUGUCAAGUCAAAGAUGUGCUGAUGCCAAGCUGAUUGCUAAAAUGGCUCGCGAUUCAUUUGACAGAGAUGGUCCAAUAUUGGUGGUUGCUUCUGGUCGAGAUACCAUUUCAAUUGCAAGCUCCAUUAGAGUAUUAGCUCCAGAAAUUGUUUUUGUUGUUCAGAUACAACAUCCAAGAUCACAUCUAAAUAGGUUUGAUUUGGUAAUAACUCCUCGUCAUGAUUAUUAUCCAUUGACUCCACAUGCUCAGGAGCAAAUCCCCUGGUUUCUUCGAAGGUGGAUAACUCCACGAGAACCUCCUGAUAGGCAUGUGGUUCUCACUGAGGGAGCUCUUCAUCAGGCUGAUUCAGCUGCAUUAAGAAGUGCAGCUUCUGCUUGGGGUAAUGAGUUGGCAGUGCUUCCGAAGCCCUUGCUUGUUGUCAACAUUGGAGGGCCUACAAGUAACUGUGAGUACGGUGUAGACCUUGCAAAGCAGUUGACGGUUAUGCUGCAGAAAGUUCUUUGGAGUUGUGGAAGUGUUAGAAUAUCUUUUUCUAGAAGAACCCCUGAAAGGGUGUCCAAGAUUCUAGUGAAAGAACUUAGUAAUGACCCUAAGAUUUACAUUUGGGAUGGCAAAGGUCCAAAUCCACAUAUGGGGCAUCUAGCUUGGGCUGAUGCUUUUAUCAUUACAGCUGAUUCUGUGAGCAUGUUGAGUGAGGCUUGUAGCACUGGGAAGCCUGUCUAUGUUAUAGGGGCUCAACGGUGCACAUGGAAAUUUGCUGACUUCCAAAAGAGAUUGCAGGAAAAGGGGGUGGUUAGACCAUUAACGGGCAAAGAGGAUAUAUCUGAGACCUGGAGCUAUCCUCCGCUAAAUGAUACUGCAGAGGCUGCCAGUCAGGUAAUUGAGGCACUUGCUGAACGUGGAUGGAUAAUAGAAGCAUGAGCUUUCUCUUUCCAAUAUUAGAAAUGAAUCAAGUUUAUCAAGUAUGCAGAUCACUUCCACUCCAGAGCGAUUUUUGGUCAAUUCUGACAAUUGCAGGAGGCAGUUGAUUUUUAAGCGACAAGUUCAUCUGCUGUCACCUUGUAAAAUUUCUAUGCGGCCAUUUUGACAUACCAUUUGUUGUUUGAUUCAACUCGUAGUCUUGGUUUAUCAAGAGCUUUACAAUAUAACAGCAGAGAAAACAACCAUGAGUUAGUUGUCCCACA